Messenger RNA from Gambusia affinis (western mosquitofish), 1588 nucleotides. Its product is annotated as programmed cell death 1 ligand 1-like. The coding region runs from base 121 to 1059 and encodes 312 amino acids. Gene Ontology annotation, biological process: T cell costimulation; immune response; positive regulation of T cell proliferation. Gene Ontology annotation, cellular component: external side of plasma membrane. The record is from RefSeq and is a predicted model, not a curated record. Lineage: Eukaryota; Metazoa; Chordata; Actinopteri; Cyprinodontiformes; Poeciliidae. The transcript has 9 exons.
CACAGUUCCUGGACGUUUUUUACGCUGUUGUUACAAACUACAGACUGCAAAGAGCUCGACACGUUGAUUAGGAAGUACAGCCAAUUACAGUGGAAACUGCGCUUCUUCUACUCGUUGUCUAUGAUUUCAAUGGACUUGGUCAUUGUUGUAGCUCUUGUAGUUCUGCAAGUGUCCCUGCAGCCAUCUCUUGCAGCCUUGUUUACAGUGGAGGCAGAGCACACUUCAUAUAAUUCUGAGUAUGGAGGAAAGGUUGUGAUGGGCUGCAGGUUUUCUUCCAAACCAGCAAAUCCUCAAAAUGACCUCAAGGUUACUUGGCACUGGGUGGACGGCAGUACAGAUCAGGAAGUGAUACGGCUAGUAGACAACCUGGAGAGCUCUGCAUCUUCAAAGUUCAAGGGUCGAGUGAAGCUUCUCACUGAUGAACUGAAAAACAACUGGGCAAAGAUACAGAUAUCAGGUCUCGGGAUCACUGACUCAGGGAAGUAUCAGUGUUUGGUUCAAACGAAAGAAGGGACCGAUUAUAAAACUAUAAAUUUGUCAGUUGGAGCACCAUAUCACUCAAUCUCAAAACAGAUUGAGAGGACAGCAGAGGGGGAUAAAGUGGUUUUAACCUGCCAGUCUGAGGGAUACCCUCAGUCUCCUGUUGUGUGGCAGGAUGGGCAACUGCAGAGUUACAGUUCCAACACCACAACUACAACAACGCCAGACGGUCUCAUUAAAGUCGUCAGUCAGAUUGAAGUCAACUCUUCAGAGAAAACAAAAUACACAUGUAACUUUACAAAAGACCACUCAUCUGCAACAUUUCACAUUCCAGAUGAUAUACCACACCGUCAAGGAGAAAAUGACAUCCUCAUCGUUGUUUUGUGUGUAGGAUUAAUAUUGAUCGCCAUUGGUCUUGGAGUGGUCAUUUACCGACGCCGAAAAGGUACCAGAAUUCCCAAGACCCGUAGCUGCCUGGCUGGUGAUGUGGAGUCCAUGUCUGCAGCUGCCUGCCUACAGAAAGACAAAGAAAACGAAGUUGAAGAAGUAGUUAUUGCUGAAGGGAAGGGAUGUCAGUGAGACUCCAAGAUCUACUCACAAAUGCUGGUGAAGUCUUGUCGCCUGAGGAAGGGACUUCCUGGAAGUGGGAAAACAACCGUAGCUGACAUCUUGCUCUCAUCUUGGACUAAUGCUGCUUCUAAUUCCCUUGAGGCCAGCUUUUUGCGUCUUCUUAUGCAUGUCAAUUGCAGCACCUGGAAGGUGACUUGUUCCAGGAAGCAUGAAUGCGGCUCUCUUUUGAUGAAAAUAUAUCAGCGGAGAAGUUGAGGACUGUUCUAUCCUAGUCCAACAAGACUCUGCUACGACUGAAUAAAGAAGGCAGCCACUUUUUCAUGAGACUUUGAGGAGGUUUCUAAGUGAAAGAGGAUCUUAUAGUAUUAGUCACAUCUUUUACGAGAUCUGAAGACAAGAGGGACACUGAAGUGUCAAGUACAAUCUGCAAAGUACUGAGGACAAGAGGUGUUGAACAAAAAACAUGUUACAUUUUUUAAAGAAAUGAUGGUAUGUAUAGUUUUUUUAAAGCCCAAAUAUGCUGCAAUGUAAACACAUU